CUUAAAUCGCCUGUAUGUAUAUGUAACAUAAAUUUUGUUAUUAUAAUGUCGGUUAUUUGUCUUCCCAUGUUUUGGAACAUUCAUAAGGGAUUGUGUGGACAUUAUAUAUAUCGAGUUAGGCCAAUUUUUAAAAUAGGAGUAGAAACCGCUAAACAUUACGAAUGGCACCUAAGACCGUACAUUACAGUUAGGCCUAACAUACCGGCUACACGUGAUAAAACUAAAAGUGUGCAUGUUGGAAUCACAGUGCAAGAUUCGCGAGUAAAAUUUAACAAGGAAAUCAAAAAGGGAUUGUCAAUUUUACAAAAAAGAAAUGAAACAACCCAGAAAACUAACCUGGUAAACCUCAUUACACGAUCUACGUUUGGUCCUAUGAAAGAAACAGCUUUCCUAAAGCUAAUUCAUGUAUGUUCGUACGGUACCAGAAAAACAAAAGAAUCAGUGGCAGCUGAUGAAUGUAUCUCAGAGAAACCUGGUGAUGAACAAAAAAUUAUUGAAGAUAAUAUGAAGAAACUAUCUCUUAUUCAGAGAUAUAAAAAAAUGUUGAAGGAAUAUUGGUAUGUUCUGAUACCUGUCCACUGUGUAACAUCCUUGGUUUGGAUUAGUAGCUUCUACUAUGCUGCCAAGUGUGGUUUUGACAUUGUUCCUUAUAUGGAAGCGUGGAAUGUUCCAGAAUCUAUUCUGGAGCCAGUUCGAGACAAAGGUCUUGGUCAUCUAGCUGUUGCUUCUGUGAUGUACAAAAUUGUUACUCCUGCGAGGUACACAGUAACUCUUGCAGGAACAACCUUGUCCAUAAAAUACCUUUCUAAGAAAGGAUACCUAAGACCCAUGCCAUCCAGUCAGCAAAUCAAGACAAUGAUCAAAACAAAGCGAGACAUUUAUAGAGACAAACAUACAAGUAAACAAGAUCAAAAGUGAUAUUAGUAUAUGCUUCAUCAAGCCUACAGGAAAGCUCAACUCCUGAAAUUAGAUGUAGCAGCAGGUUUGGGAAGACAGCUCUGCUUGAAGUAUACACCAAAUAUAAUAGGAAUUACUAGGAAAUGGAUAUAUUCCAAUGCUGCUUAAUUCUUUCUGGACUGGAGGGUUGGCACUGAUAUCCCUUAAUUAUUUCCUAUUCACAGUGGAAAUACUUAAUUCAAAUUGCAUGAAACAUAGUACCUAAAAUUCAUGUACUUUAGUUUGUGAGAUUUCCAAACUCAUGUGAAACAGUUUUGAAGAACAUUAAAAUGCUCCUUUUGUCUUAGUAUUUCAUUUUUUUUUUUAUU
This is a messenger RNA of Limulus polyphemus (Atlantic horseshoe crab), 1265 nucleotides long. Its product is annotated as protein FAM210A-like. The record is from RefSeq and is a predicted model, not a curated record. The transcript is spliced from 4 exons. Gene Ontology annotation, cellular component: mitochondrion. Bases 46 to 918 code for a protein of 290 amino acids. Lineage: Eukaryota; Metazoa; Arthropoda; Merostomata; Xiphosura; Limulidae.